AUGGUCUUUGGUCGCUCUCCUGCCCCGGGAGGUCUUUUUGGUGGCCUUGACUCCAACUCGAACAACAACUCGGGUGGUCUCUUUGGCAAUUCUAACAGCGGCAGCAGCAACAACACCGGAAACACCAGCAACCCGUUCGGCAACGGCCCGGCCACUGGCGGUCUCUUUGGCUCGAUCAACAACAACGGCCAUCGCAACGGUACCACAGGUGGGCUCUUUGGACAGAGCACCGGACACAACUUGUUCGGCGGCCAGGUCAACAACAUGGCCGGUCACGUCUGUGGACUUUACUACCUCGAUCCGACGUCACCCUAUCACUAUGGGUAUCGACGGAACUAUCUGCCUACCGUCUCUCAAUCAGUUCACGCCCGCGUGAUCGCAUCGACUGCAAGGACGACCCUCACCCAGACUUUCGUCAACCCAUCCAAGACCGAAGUCAUCCCCGAGCUCCGCUACACCUUUCCCUUGUACGAUGGCGUCUCGGUGGUAGGCUUCACUUGCACCAUCAACAACACCCGCGUCGUCCGCGGCGUUGUCCAGGAGAAGAACACCGCCCGCAAAACAUACGACGCGGCCGUCGCCAAGGGAGAGACUGCUGGCCUCUUCGAGCAGUUGCCUGAAGCCAGCGAUGUGUUCACCACCACUAUCGGAAACGCCCCCGCCGGCGCCGAGCUCAAAGUCGAGAUUGCCUACCUCGGCGAGCUCAAGCACGAUGCCGAGGUCGACGGCAUCAGACUUACCAUCCCAACGAGCAUCGCCCCCCGCUACGGCUCCUACCCCGGCACUCUGAUGGAGAAGGCUCCCAACGUUUCCUCCAAGGAUGGCAUCGAGAUCGUCGUCGACGCGGAGAUGCCAGAUGGCAGCGCCAUCAAAUCCAUCCAGUCCCCUUCUCACCCUAUUGCAGUCUCCGUUGGCUCAACCUCGACCAUGAGUGCCGACGCCACCCCAUCCUUCCAGCUAGCCUCAGCUACGCUCUCUCUCGGGACCGCAGAGCUCGAGAGAGACUUCAUCGUCCAGAUCAUCGCAACCAACACAUCCAACCCCAUCGCCGUCCUCGAGACGCAUCCCACAAUCCCCCACCAGCAGGCCAUCAUGGCCACUCUGGUGCCCAAGUUCAAGCUCGCCACCACGAAGCCCGAGGUCGUCUUCGUCUGCGACCGCUCAGGCUCCAUGCAGGGCAAGAUCGCCGACCUGAAGAACGCGCUUCAGAUCUACAUGAAGUCCCUCCCUGUCGGCUGCAUGUUCAACAUCUGCAGCUUCGGCAGCCGCCACACGUUCCUCUUCCCCAAGUCCCAGACGUACGACCAGAAUACUCUGAAUACUGCCAUGAAGCACAUCGACAAGUUCGGUUCCGACUACGGCGGCACGGAGCUCUAUGCGCCCAUCGAGGAGACCUUCAAGCGCCGGCACAAGGACCUGGACCUUGAGGUGUUUGUUCUGACGGAUGGUGAGGUUUGGAACCACGAGAACCUGUUUGGCAUGGUCAACAAGCAUGUGGAGGACUCCAAGGGCAGUGUUCGGCUGUUCACUCUGGGCAUCGGCCGCGGCGUCAGCCAUGCCUUGGUCGAGGGCCUCGCUCGUGCAGGCCAGGGCUUUUCGCAGACGGUUUCCGAGAAGGAGAAGAUGUCGGGCAAGGUCGUCCGGAUGCUCAAGGGAGCUCUCACCCCACACGUGAAGGACUACUCCCUUGAGGUCAAGUACGCCGACGCAGAUUCGGAAACCGAGCCCGAGGACGACUUUGAAAUCAUCAAUCACGCAUCUCCCACGGCUGAACCCUCGAAUGAGAAGCCUGCGCCGGAGGCCCAGAAGCCCAUCUCCCUCUUUGACCCGGAUUCCGAAGACGUCGACAUGGAAAACACCAACCAGCAAGACGAUGGAACUGGCACCGAGCGCUUCUCCCAUGUGCCCACCGUCAAGCCACCCAAGAUCCUCCAGGCGCCCUUCCGUAUCCCGCCCCUGUACCCUUACAGCCGGACCAGCGUCUACCUCCUGUUAUCGCCAGACCGGGCACUCAGGAACAGAACUCCCUCGUCUGUGGUCCUUCGCGGAACUUCAUCUCAAGGUCCUCUGGAACUCGAGAUCCCCAUCACGGCCCUCUCCGAGAAGGCCGAGACGAUCCACCAACUCGCAGCCCGCAAAGCCGUCAAGGAGCUUGAAGAGGGCCGCGGCUGGAUCUUCCACGCCAAAGGCAAGGACGGGAAGGAGCUGCAGAAGAGCCAUCCCGGCCGUUUCCCGGCCAUGGUCGAGCGCGAGGCGGUCCGUCUCGGUGUGGGAUUUCAAGUCGGAGGCAAGUGGUGCUCCUUCGUCGCGGUCGAGGCCAACGACGACGAUAGAGAUGCGGUCGAAUCACCUGUUGAGGAGGUCCCCGCACCUAGAAGAGACCCAGAUUGGCAGGGUAUUCCUGACAUGGCUGAAGACCGCCGCUGCAGAAACACAGCACACUCGGCAAGGAAGAGCAUCAUGCAGAGGCAGGCGAUGGGCCUCGCACAGCAACAGGCACAACAACAGCAACAGCAGCAACAGCAGAUCCAACCGCAGCAACAACAGCUACAACUACAAAACCAUCAGCAAGGACUCAUGAAGCUCCGUCAAGACAGGUCCAAACGCAUUCAGCCAGUCGGCAUGGCGCAAGGUACGCCCGCUCCCCAAUUCGUAGGCGGCAGCCUGUUCGGCGCGCCCUCUUCCCCCCACCCUGCACCCAUCGCGACCGCUUUUGGUAGUGGUGUGAAUUAUGGUGUCGUCACUUCCCCUAGCAAUUUUGAAGCCACCUCGCCUGUCACAUCACCAGUUGGGUCACAGUUUGGAUGCAGGUCGCCUUCCUUUGGAGGAGAUUCUCCCGUAUAUGGAGGCAACUCCCCAAGCUACUCUCCUGUCUCGCCACCUGCACCGGCUGCGACUACAUCUGUGUUCAGCAGCCAGCCGACAGCUGGUGGUUUGUUCGGCGUUCCAAUAUCCACUCCACCAGGCGCGAGCUCUUCUGCAUUUGGAAGCAAGCCCAUGACUGGUGGUCUGUUUGGUAGCUCAUCCUCUUGCUUCUCAGGUGCUCCACGGGCGUUCGCAAGCAACGCCCUCGCCCGUCCAGCCGUGCAAUCCGCGGCCCCCCCUACAGGCGGCGGCUUUUUCGGCACCUCGACGUCAACCGGCGGUCUCUUCGGCGCUCCAGCCCCGGCGCCUGUUCAAGCAGCCGCACUCGCUCCGCCUACCAAACAAGUUGACCCAUCCAUGCUGGCCCAAUACCAAAGGGAGAUGAGCGACGCCGCGACCAUGCCACUUCCCGACGAGGACCUCAUCGACUACUCAGACGAAGACGUCGAUCCCAAGCCUGCCGCCCCAGUUCACAAGAAGAAGCGAAGGAGCGCUGGAAACAACAUGUUCAGCGUUGAGGCCGAGGUAGACGAGGACGAUGACGCACAGGUCGAUGAGGAUGGUGCCGACAAGUUCUCCGCGCUCGUCGAGAUGCAGGACUUUAGCGGCUUUUGGGCCUGGUCUGCUCAGCUGCUGAAGGCGCUGGAUGUCACGGAACAGCACGUCAACGAUGCGCUGGCGAGUUUUCAGGCGAGCCAGAACGUGGUGGCUACCUCGGUGGUGGUCGCGUUCUUGCGCAAGAAGCUGGCGCAUGAGAGUGAGAGCUGGGAGAUGAUGGAGGAGAAGGCUGUCGCGUGGCUUGAGAAGGAGAUUGAGGAUGAUGAAGUUGGGAAGGUGUUGACUGCGGCUGAGGCCCUGUUUUGA
Molecule: messenger RNA, 3729 nt
Organism: Colletotrichum aenigma
Lineage: Eukaryota; Fungi; Ascomycota; Sordariomycetes; Glomerellales; Glomerellaceae
Gene: VWA5A
Product: von Willebrand factor A domain-containing protein 5A
Exons: 1
Coding region: 1-3729 (1242 amino acids)
Source: RefSeq, a predicted model, not a curated record